CUUCACUCUCGUUUACAUCAGUUUAAUUAAAUAAAAUUUUAUGGGGAAGAAUGAUGUUGCUGAUGAAACAAAUUUGUGAUGAGAGUAUCUUUGGUUGUGCUUCGAUUAGAAGUAGCUGAAGGUUAUCAACCUCUGGAAACAUUAUCGUUUAAAGCAGAAAAAUAUCUUGCUGAUUCAGCACUAAAGAAUAUAACGAAAGCGACAAGUGAUUUAAGUCUAACAUUACAAUCUGAGCCAGUAGAAGUCCCAAAUAACUUCAAAGACAUUCCAGAGCUUCAUAUUGGUAAAAGAAAAUACCAUGACAUUGCAGUGACUACUUACAACCAAGAAAUGGAUUUGGAUGAAAAUCCUCCACUCACAGAUGAAUGCAGAUUAAGAGAGCAACGCAUUAGUGAAUCUGCUGAAGUGAGUGCAAAGAAUGUAGCAAAAUCGCCACUGACAAUACAAUACUUUUCUGGUAAUCCAACAGUGGAGACAACAAGAGGAAUAAUGCAUUUAUAUAAAGAUGGCCGUCUAACACCUAUGGACUCUGACAUUUCAAGGAGUGAAUUAUUAUGCAUGCUAGGAGUGCCAGCUAAAUUCAACUGUCAGGAUUUGCAAAAGUACAUUGAACCAGCUCGAGACACUAUAGAACACAUUAAAAUAAUACGAGACAGCAUUCCAAAUCAAUAUAUGGUUUUAUUAAAAUUUAAAGAUCAGCAAGGCGCAGAUACAUUUUAUCAAGAAUAUGAAGGCAGACAAUACAACAUGCUGGAAACAGAGUGUUCACAUCUUGUGUAUGUAUCCAGAGUGGAAUCAAUGAAAUCAACGCAAGGCGGAUAUCUACCAGUUAAAAGUCUUACUGAACUUCCAACAUGUCCCGUGUGUUUAGAACGAAUGGAUGAAUCCGUUGCAGGUAUUCUGACUGUUCUUUGCAACCAUUCUUUCCAUAAUGAGUGUUUGAUGAAAUGGCAAGAUUCAUGUUGUCCCGUGUGUCGAUAUUGCCAAACGCCAGAACCAUCUUCAGAACAAAGUUGUUUUGAAUGCGAUUCGAAAGAAAGUUUAUGGAUCUGUUUGAUUUGUGGUUAUGUUGGAUGUGGAAGAUAUCAAGAACAACAUGCCUACCAACACUACCAAAAAACUGCUCAUACGUUCAGCAUGCAGCUUGGUAACCAACGUGUAUGGGAUUAUGCGGGAGACAACUAUGUUCACCGCCUUAUACAAAGUAAAGGAGAUGGCAAGUUGGUAGCUCUUAACCAAGAAGAAAAUAUAGAUUAUGGAAAGAUGGAUUCGUUAACAUUAGAGGUAAAUUGGCGCAUACGUGUUUCGAAUCGCACUAAUGACACGGUUGCUUGUAUAUAUGCCGUCCGUUAUCACAAGAUUCAAAAUUAUACCUAUCUACUCACGAAUCAGUUGGAAUCACAAAGAUUAUAUUUUGAAGAAAAGAUUGGUUUUAUGGAAAAAGACGCAUACGACAAGAUCUCUAUGAUGGAAGCUAGUUUGCACGACGCCGUGCAAUCAAAUCGAGAAUUAGAAAGAAAAUAUAUGGAGUGCAAAAAGGAUAAAAAGGCUGUUGAAAAAAAGUAUGAAAAUGUUGUAGCAAAAGCAACAAAAAUUACUAAAGAACUCCGUGAUGAGAGACAAAUGAACACAUGUUUGAGAGAGAAUCAGUCCACGUGGCAGACGAAAGUUGAGGAGCUGGAAAGAAAGUUAUUGGAAGUGGACGAAAAAAGAACGAACGAGAUACAAGAGCUUCAAUCACAAGUUUUUGAUUUGAUGAAACAUUUGGAAUUGCAGUCAGCUGUUGGGAAUGCUGAGCAUGGAGUGAAAGAGGACAUACAAGGCGGUCAAGUUUUCCUUGAUCAAGCGGAGGCAUCGCCAUCUAAAAGUGGAACAAAAUCGAGAAAAACACGAAAAAGAUAGCACGUCACAUAUUUGUCAUUCAUAUUACACUCUUUAAAUGUAAAGUUGUGUGCAAAGGUAGUGCAAACGAGCUGAGCUUUACA
This is a messenger RNA of Hydractinia symbiolongicarpus, 1985 nucleotides long. Its product is annotated as BRCA1-associated protein-like. Gene Ontology annotation, cellular component: cytoplasm. Gene Ontology annotation, biological process: protein ubiquitination; Ras protein signal transduction. NCBI's taxonomy places the organism in Eukaryota, Metazoa, Cnidaria, Hydrozoa, Anthoathecata, Hydractiniidae. The record is from RefSeq and is a predicted model, not a curated record. The transcript is spliced from 18 exons. The coding region runs from base 79 to 1902 and encodes 607 amino acids. Gene Ontology annotation, molecular function: ubiquitin protein ligase activity; zinc ion binding.